Messenger RNA from Adineta ricciae, 579 nucleotides. NCBI's taxonomy places the organism in Eukaryota, Metazoa, Rotifera, Eurotatoria, Adinetida, Adinetidae. The record is from the annotation of a GenBank genome assembly.
AUGGAUUUUCACGGACCAGUAAUAUCAACAACAAAGCAUGGAAGCAAAUAUAUGAUAUCAUUAACUGACGUUCUAUCAAAAUUCGUUAUUACAAAAGCAGUGCGUGAUUGUACAGCAGCGACGGUCGCACGAUUCGUUACAGACGAAGUGAUUUUGAAAUAUGGGACACCCAAAUGCAUUCUUACCGACAAUGGAACACUCUUCACCGCUUCAAUAAUGACAGAAUUAUUUAAAAAGAUUGGCGUUAUACAUCUAUACUCCACACCUUAUCAUCCGAUGACGAAUGGACAAAUCGAACGGUAUAAUGCAACAAUGGACGCAAAAAUAGCUGCUUGGUCGAAUGAAAAACGAACAAAUUGGGACGAACAACUAUCCUUCGUCACUUUUAACUACAAUACUAACAUCCACACAACAACUGGAAAAAUUCCUUUCGAAAUGAUGUAUGGUCGUGUACCAAUAUUACCGUUCGAUCAACAAGAAUACACGGCCAUAUUAACACAAGAUUCACAACACAUCAAUCGAUUGAAACAAUAUCUGUUAUCAUUAACCGAUGAAGCGAAAUCAAAUAUCUUGCAAUAA